This is a messenger RNA of Gallus gallus (chicken), 1189 nucleotides long. RefSeq names its product proteasome 26S subunit, non-ATPase 7 (gene PSMD7). Gene Ontology annotation, cellular component: proteasome regulatory particle; proteasome complex. The coding region runs from base 16 to 1143 and encodes 375 amino acids. The transcript is spliced from 7 exons. Gene Ontology annotation, biological process: proteasome-mediated ubiquitin-dependent protein catabolic process. Gene Ontology annotation, molecular function: metallopeptidase activity; protein binding. The record is from RefSeq and is a predicted model, not a curated record. Lineage: Eukaryota; Metazoa; Chordata; Aves; Galliformes; Phasianidae.
CGGGCGGGGGGCGCCAUGCCGGAGCUGGCGGUGGACCGCGUGGUGGUGCACCCGCUGGUGCUGCUCAGCGUCGUCGAUCACUUCAACAGGUGGGGCCCGGCCGGCGGCGGGGCCGCGGCGCUGAGUCACGGGCCCGGGCCGCGCCGCGCCGAGAGGGACGCGGGGCUGCGGGGGGGCCGGGGCCGGGCGAUCGCUCGGAUCGACACCCCGAGGCGGAGGAAUCGCGGCCCGGAGCGCGCUAGGGGGGGAAUAGGAAAGGUUGGGAACCAGAAGCGUGUGGUGGGUGUGCUGCUGGGCUCCUGGCAGAAGAAGAUCCUGGAUGUGUCCAACAGCUUUGCGGUACCUUUUGAUGAGGACGACAAGGAUGAUACUGUGUGGUUUCUAGACCAUGACUAUCUAGAGAACAUGUAUGGAAUGUUUAAGAAGGUCAACGCUAGAGAAAGAAUAGUUGGUUGGUACCACACAGGCCCUAAACUGCACAAGAAUGACAUUGCUAUCAAUGAACUGAUGAAAAGAUACUGUCCAAACUCUGUGUUGGUGAUUAUUGAUGUGAAACCAAAAGACCUGGGACUGCCCACAGAAGCUUAUAUUUCAGUUGAAGAAGUUCACGAUGAUGGCACUCCAACCUCCAAGACAUUCGAGCAUGUGACUAGUGAGAUCGGAGCCGAGGAGGCAGAGGAAGUUGGUGUUGAACACUUGUUACGAGACAUCAAGGAUACCACGGUGGGCACUCUGUCCCAGCGGAUCACAAAUCAGGUCCAUGGCUUGAAGGGACUGAACUCCAAGCUUCUGGACAUCAGGAGCUACCUUGAGAAAGUAGCCAUGGGCAAGCUACCCAUCAAUCACCAGAUCAUUUACCACCUUCAGGAUGUCUUCAACCUGCUACCGGAUGUCAAUCUGCAAGAAUUUGUCAAGGCCUUUUACCUGAAGACCAAUGACCAGAUGGUGGUAGUUUACCUGGCUUCUCUUAUCCGCUCGGUGGUUGCCCUGCACAAUCUCAUCAACAACAAGAUUGCCAAUAGGGAUGCAGAGAAGAAGGAAGGACAGGAAAAAGAAGAGAGUAAAAAGGAGAGGAAAGAUGAGAAGGAGAAAGACAAGGAGAAGAGCGAUGUCAAGAAAGAGGAGAAAAAAGAGAAAAAGUAAAAUGUGUAGUUUUUUUAUUUGUAAAUUAAAAAAUCUUGUAAACUAA